AGCGACAUUCACCUCGCCGUUUGCCGCCGAUCUUCCCCAACUUGCUUCGCCAUGGGCAACUGCGAGCCAGUCCCAAAUCCCACGCGACCGUGCGACUCAUGCGUGCAUACGAUGCAUUUUCCCAUGUACGUGGUCAAGGUGUCGGACUUCCUUGAAAUGGAGGGCCCGCCAGAGGCCCAUGGGGCGCUGUGGCAGCGCGGAAUGCUAAGAGCCUGGGAGCCAGGCAUUUUCACCAUUUUUGUGUCUCAUCAGUGGCUGGGCCUUGCGCAUCCAGACCCUCAAGGGGUUCACUGCGCUUUGCUGCGAGAGACGCUGCAGAACAUCAUCGAUGGUACGGUGAGUGCUGAGACAGACAUCGUCUCCCAAAACCGGGGCGGCAGUCGACAUGCCCGUCAGUCGCCCGAAGGGCUGGCACAAGGCUACCUGUUCCUUGACUGGUUUGCCAUCCCGCAGAUCACUGCGCGAACGGCGGGCGUCAAUGAAGAGGACACCAAGUCGGAUGCUGCGAAGGCUGUCCAGAGCAUUCCUGCCUAUGUUGAGGUCUCCGAUCUGUUCAUUGCACUGGUGCCAGAAGUGCAGCAUCAUGAUCGCAAAACCCACUGCAAUUACACCUCGUGGCUGGCACGAGGCUGGUGUCGCGCAGAGCUUUGGUGCCGCCUCCUCUCCAUCAAGCCUGAGACACGGGUGAUCCUCAUCCACAGCACGCGGGAGGUAAAGUUCAUGUUUCCGCUCGACUGGCAGGCCAGCGCCAUCGUUGAUGCCGACUUCACCGUGGAAGCGGAUCGAAGCACCGUGGCGAAGCUGGGGGAAGUGGCCGUGGAGGAGAAGAUCCGGCAACUGCGGCAGCAUGGGCCGCUGCAUGUCUACCGCUUCUUCGUGGCAAAUCGCCCCAAGCUACUGGGCAUUUCGACGCGCUGGGAUGAAGAGACCUUCCUGAAGAACUUCGAGUUCAAAGAUUGGCGCCAGGCAGGGCAGGAGACCAGCGGCAUGAACGGAUUGCUUUGUGCCACCUUCGCGGGCAACGUGGAAGUCAUCCGCCGGAUGGUGGAGCACCGCGCUGAUGUGAAUCAGAACAUCGAGGGCCUUGGAGAGCUUGGCUACUACCCGAGCCAAUCGGUGCUCAUGGCUGCGGCCAAGAGUCGGCAGCCGGCAGAGGUGCUCACUGCAUUGCUGGAGCUCAGGGCAGAUGUGAACCACCAAGCGGGCAAUGGCACCACCCCGAUCUCCCUGGCGCGCUCGCCCCAGCAGGUGCGAGUGUUGCACGAGGCCAAGGCGAAUCUGAACAACUUGCUGACCGACAUCGGGCGCUCGCCCUUGAUAGGAUGCACCACUAUGGCAGCCACUGACACUGUGCAGGCACUUCUGGAGGAGCGCUGCGACGCGGCGAGUUGCUCCUUAGUCAUCCCCAUCAUUUUCUCGAGAGGCAACCCCCACGUCCACCAGUCGCUGCGGCUGCUGCUGAGUCACAAAGCGGACCCCAACGGGGAGCUGCCUAUGCGCGGGGGUGCAUACUUCGACUGCUGCCUCUCCUUGGCAAAGGUGAAGCUACUGGGCUGGGAGCGCAGCGGUCUCAACACGCAGCACUUUGCUUCUCUGCUGGGAUGCACGCCCUUGCACUCGGCCGCCUACAUCGGCAGCACGGCCACGGUGAAGUUGCUGCUCGAGUUCCAGGUGUCCAAGGGCAAGACUAUUACGGCAGUUACGGUGAUUUCCUGUGGGAACGGCCUGGGCAUGUGGCCGGAAGAUGUGGCUCGCCACAAGGCCUUCACGCACCUGCUACCGGAGCUUUGCGGAUGGGCGCGGGUCAUGGUGCGGCUGGUUGAGGCGCCGAGCGUGGCGCGGGCCAGCGAACGCCAUGAGUGGGAGUACAGCCAGCGCCAGCACCAGGCCGCUCUGAGAAACAUCCAGAAGCAGGCCGGUCACGACUUUGGUCGCGCCAGCUCGGCCCAGGCCCCCAACCGGCGCUCCGGCGACUCCUACCUGCGCCGGGUGCAUCUGGGCAGGGAGAACCGCAAGUUGGUGGAGAAGCUGGAUAGCAUCGCCAGGGGCUACGGAGCUUGGGAUCCACGGGCGCCGCCCUCCAAGAAGGACUACCGGGUCGUGCCAGGCCCCUUCGUGCCGCCUCGUGACCAGCUAUGGAGGCCGGAGCUGGACAAGAAGCCUGAGCGGGUGAGGUCCUUGAACGAGGCCUACCGCUUUCGCAUGCAGAAGUCCAUCAUGCAUGAGAACGAGGCGAUGGUGAAUCGGAUCUUGGCAGUUGGCCCGACCUUCGACCGCAAGUGCGAGGCUCGGGACUUCAGCCGGCACAAGAGGACGGCGCAGAGUUUGCAGCGCUUCUCGGACCGCAGCUCCUUGCCGCCUCCGAGGCCCCUGCCGAAACUGCGAGUGCCGCGGCCCAGUAGCAGUUGGACGCCGCAGGGCCUAGAGGGCCUGCUUGUUCCGGGGGACCUGUGCCGCUCGGGAUCCUGUCCAGCCAUGGCCGCCUACUCAGAGGCCGAGCGCAAAGUGGAAUCCGACAGCUACACGGAGCCCUCAGAGAUGAGCCCCAGCACACAGAUCAGUCCAGGCCGCACCUCCCACGGUGCAGGCGAAGUGGCCUCAGGCCAUGGGAGCGCCAGCCCAGAGAGUAGCCUAGGUCGGAGCGCCUUCAACCCACUGAACGAUGCCAGUCCGAGCAGCAACAUGAACAGCACAGAGGCUGCCAGCCCCGCGGGAGGCAGUGCGACCUUGGACCCUGCACGCACACUGGCCCCGAUUCCAAGUGGAGGAGGCAGUGCGAGCAUGGACCCUGCGCGCACAUUGGACCCGAUUCCACUUGGAGGAGGCAGUGCAACCAUGGACCCUGCACGCACCUUGGACCCGCUUCCAACUGGAGGCGGCACCGUGGACUCUACCAGCAUGGAUCCGAGCCCAGUAGGUCUGCAGCGCGACCGAAUGGACGGCUGGGAAAAAGGAGAAGACACCGCGAGGCGGAAGUGGCUUUCAAGCGACGUUGCCGGGCCAAGCAAUGCCACACCCGCCUCGCCGAGCUCGAAUGCCGAUCUAGGUGGCUCAGACGUGGGUUACUCCGCUGACUGGGACGAGUUCUCGAUGUCCGGCUCUUCCAUGUCCCGCUCCGACUCGCCAAAGUCGCAGAGUCCCAGCGCAGGCGCAAGGCGGCCGAGACGAGAGAGGAACAAUGGUAACCUCUCCAGCCUGAACGAAAGUGGCGGCUUUUAGCAGUCUCACCCAGGGUCCUUUCAAGACCUUGGACGAAAAUGCCAUGCACCCCCGUUUCA
Molecule: messenger RNA, 3278 nt
Organism: Effrenium voratum
Lineage: Eukaryota; Dinophyceae; Suessiales; Symbiodiniaceae
Source: the annotation of a GenBank genome assembly